AUGCAUCAUAUUUGGAAAGAUGGGGACAGUGAGGCUCAUCUAAGCUGCACCUGGUGUUUUACAGAUUGGAAAGAGAGCACUGUGCACAAGCAUGAGACCAGGCCCCCCAAAACCCCACGGGAGGGAAGUUCCCAAGGCACUCUGAUGCGCAGCAAGCCACAAGAACCUUCCGUUCUGCCUUAUGCUCCAGUGACCCAGCAGCAGCAAUCUGUGAUUUCUUAUUCAGCAAAGAACCUCGGUCCCAUUGCCAGGCCCAAAAGAUACUCAAGUGUUAUCAUGCAAAAGUGUACAGUCCCUCAGCCUCUUCUACUGCAGCCACAGGUCCCUAAUGCCACCAAGCACGAUUCUGUUGCUGCUGCCGUAGAGUGGCAGAGGAAGCUGGAGGCUGCUGAGGCUCUGUUGGCUCUGAGAAACUCUCCUCUGCCUUCUCCUGUUUCUGCCUCUCCAAAAAGGCAUGGCAAAAUGACCAAUAGCUAUCUAUGGAACACAAGGUAGGGAGAGU
Molecule: messenger RNA, 502 nt
Organism: Mus musculus (house mouse)
Lineage: Eukaryota; Metazoa; Chordata; Mammalia; Rodentia; Muridae
Product: predicted pseudogene 9133
Exons: 4
Coding region: 1-495 (164 amino acids)
Source: RefSeq, a predicted model, not a curated record